Molecule: messenger RNA, 5089 nt
Organism: Drosophila obscura
Lineage: Eukaryota; Metazoa; Arthropoda; Insecta; Diptera; Drosophilidae
Gene: RhoGAPp190
Product: rho GTPase-activating protein 190
Biological process (GO): signal transduction
Molecular function (GO): GTPase activity; GTP binding
Source: RefSeq, a predicted model, not a curated record
UGCAUUUUUGUUGUUAUUAAAGCUCAGCUCGGAUGUGGAAUAACUUUUAUUAGUAUAUUUAUACCGUUUAAUUAAACGUAUUGGAGCUGUGAAAGUGCAACAAUUGUGCUUCAAAAUGCGUCAGUUCAACAUCUCGGUCAUUGGACUAUCCGGUACCGAAAAGGAUCGCGGCCAGGUGGGUGUGGGCAAGUCAUGCCUGUGCAACAGAUUCAUGCGGCCGAUGGCCGACGACUACUUCAUCGAUCACAUAUCAGUGCUCAGCCAGAGCGACUUCAGCGGCCGGAUCGUGAACAACGACCACUUUCUGUACUGGGGCGAGGUGCGCAAGACCACGGAAGAGGGCGUCGAGUACAACUUCAAUAUCAUCGAGCAGACAGAGUUCAUGGAUGACUCCACAUUCCAGGCCUUCAAGGUGGGCAAAAUGGAUCCCUAUUCAAAGCGCUGCACCGCCACCAAGGUCUUCUCGGCGGAGAAGCUCAUGUACAUAUGCAAGAAUCAGCUGGGCAUCGAGAAGGAGUACGAGCAGAAGGUGAUGCCCGAUGGGCGGCUGAGCAUCGACGGUUUUGUCGUGGUGUUCGACGUCAGUCCCGUGCCAAACCGCAGCGUGGAGAAGCAGGUGGAGUUCGUUCAGAAUGUGAUCGCCACCAUUGUGAAGAACAAGAAGCCGCUCGUCCUGGUGACCACCAAGAACGACGACGCGUACGAGCUGUAUGUGCGCGAGGCGGAGAAGAUCAGCCAGCGGAAGGACUACAAGAGCACGGUGCAACUGAUCGAGACGUCGGCCCACGAGAGCAUCAACAUCGACUUAGCCUUCCUCAUGCUCGCCCAGAUGAUCGACAAGGUGAAGAAUCGAGUGAAGAUCAUCUCGUACCAGGAGUCGGCCAAGUCGCGCAAGGAGCUGCUGGACACUAGAUCGGAGGCCGUCACACGGCUGAUACGCAACCAGAUCACCGACUAUCACAUCCUCUGGUCGCAGGGCUCCAAGAUGCUCUCCCAGUACCGCGAGUGGAACGAGUUCUUGAACAUAUUCGGCCACGAGGCAGGCCAGAAGCUCUUCCGCCGCCACAUGAAGAAGCUGCGCGAUGACCACCUCAAUAAGAAGCUCCACCAGUAUCUGGUCAAGUUCGCCUUGGCCCUCGAGUACAUGCUGCCGGAUAUCGGGGCCCUGAACAUCAUCGAUGACGAUGCCUGGGACUGUGCCCGCAACUAUCUGCAGAACCACAUUGAGUUCGAGCAGUACUUCUUUGAGUGCCCUCAGGCCUCCUGGACCGAGCUGGUCGACAUGGACGAGGCCGAGGACGAGGCGCGCAUCCCCUUCGAUGUGCUGGAGACCUCCGAGGCAGAGACAGUAUUCCGAAAUUAUCUGAAUUCCGUGCAGCAGGACAAGAAGAAGAUUGGCUGGAAGCAGCAGUUCAAGAUGCUGCUGGAGGAGUCCGGGUUUGUCACGCCUGGCAAGCAACUGUCCGAGGUGCGCGUCCUGUUCAUGGGUCGUGAGUGCUUUGAGGCCCUCUCCGAGCACGACUGCCAGCAGAUUUACGAUAUCCAUCAGGACGAGAUCAUCGAGAAGAGCAAACAGAACUUUGUCGAGCUGCUGCUGGAGCACGCCCAGUACUUUCUGCAGUUCAAGAACGUUGACAUUAUCACGCAAGAGGAUGUGCGCCAGAUCACGGACGUCAUCCAGGAGGACUCGCGCUACAAGAUGCUCGACCGCUUGGACCAGGAGCGGCGGGUGAUGCUCGUCCAGCAUCUGCGCUUCAUCCACUGCCCCAUACGCGACCAUUGCCCCUUUUUCAACAACUGUGUGGACAGCGUGAUCGAUGAGGUUCUCUCCGACAAGUCGACCACAAGCAACCACAAGACUCCGGGGGGAGUGGGCGUGGGCGUGGGAGUUGGAGUUGGUGUCGGUGGUGGCUGGAAGACGACUGGCAAUGGUAGCGAUCGGACGCUUAAUCUGCUGAUCGUCGGAUCGGAGCACCUGGCCAGCGAUUUGCUCAACGACAUCCGCAUCUGCACGGGCAGCAAGGGCGAGUACAUCUACGAGAAUCAAACGUACUAUCUCAACUAUCGCAUAGCCAACGGGGACAUGGAGGCCUUUAAGGCCAUCGAUGUCUAUUCGAGUGGCCUCAUCUGCGUGUACUCCAAUCAGCAGUCGUUCGAAACGCUCAAGGACAACCUGGAACGGACGCUUCUGUGCAACCUGGAGCUGGAGGAUAAGUUCGAAAAUCUGCCCAUUGUGCUGGUAUACCAGCCGCAGGACCUCAAGGAGAACGAGGUCGAGUAUCUGCGUAGCGAGGGGAUGCGUCUCUCGGAGAUGCUGCACUGCGAUUUCAUCGAUCACACGCAGAACCACCAGAAGUACGUCUACGACAUUCUGAACAUUGUCAUCCUGUCGUUGAAGCUGACCGAGAUGAAGAGCUACGAUCCGUAUCCCUCCAACCACACCGAUCUCCGCAUCCUGUGCUGCAUCUUCUGCGGCGAUCAGUACGAUAUCGAGAACAUUGUCCAGCCACUGGUCGCCGAAUCGACGCUUGUGAAGGCCAGCGAGCACUCGAUCAUUGUCGAUGUGUUCAUUGGGGAUGCCAAGCGGCGGGUGGAGUUCAUAAUCUCCUCCUACCAUGGCACCAACCAAUAUCGGGAUGAGCUCAUCCACGGCUACAUCUACUUUUACUCGGCUAAGCGUCGCUCGUCCCUGGCCAAUCUCAGCAUUUUGGCCGCCCAGAAUGCCAACAUUCCGUUGCAGCUCAUUGCGGUGACGGAGAGCGGAGGCGUCAAUGCGUUCUUUAACAGCGAUAUCUGUCAGUUUCUCAUUACCGAAGGCAAUGCCCUGGCCGAUCGCUUCAAGGGGAGUUUCAUGACAUUCUCAGCGGAUCAGUAUGUUAAAUUUGCAUUCUAUAAUCCAUUCCUGAAGACCGCCUGGGACAACAAGUACGAGGUGGAGAACCUGCAUGUGGAGGAGUCAAUUACUUUAGAUUCGGGCGAGGGCACGCUGGAGAGCUCGGUGAACCAGAUGCCACGCCCACCGCCCCGCCACGAGAGCUAUAUGCUGUCGAACACAUUGGGCACCGAUGGUUCCGGCAGUGAGAAUUACGAAAUGCUUCCUACCCGAUCUCUCAACUCAUUAAAUGAAGAAAGAGAUAUAUCAUUAGAUGAAAUCUACGACGAAAACAACGAAAAGCCCAAGCACCUGCACCAAAAAUGGCUGGAGGACAAGAGCGAUGGGCGACGCAACAUGAACAAGAACUCGAUAUGGAACAACUUCAGUGGCUCCACACACGCCUACACCACGGGCCGGCGGCACAUUGACUCCAAUCUGAACAAGAUCCGUCCGAAGGGUCCCAGCCAAACGCUUAAGGUGGGCGAGGCGCCCAGCCGCAACUGCCCGGCGAUGAGCUCCUCCACCUUCACGCUGCCCACACAGCCGCCGGGCAAGCUGAACAUGAAAAACUUCCAGCUGGUCAGCGAGGCGGUGGCCAAGAUGAACUUCACGGGCUCAGGAUCCGGGUCGGGCUCCGGCUCCGGCUCUGGGUCGGGCACUGGCCUGGGCCUCUGCACCGGCAGUGGCAGCAUGGCCGACUCGUAUCUGGGCGACUGUGAGCCUGUGGGAAAGGAUGGCAAGCGGUAUGAUCACGCCCAGUUAGAUGGCGAGGACGAGGACUCCGAGGAACUGGCCGAGUACGAGCAGAUAUAUGAAAACGAAGACUGCACCGAGUCGGAUAGCUGCGCCAGCUCCACAGAGCGACGAGUGCGCCAACAGAAUGCCUACUACAAGGCCAACAGCAAGGCGAGCAAGGCCAGUGCCAAGAAGCAGAAGAAGAAGAAGGUGGCCAUACCCGUGCAGACGCCGAGAGUGCCGCCCUUUGGCUCGUAUGUGAGUCCGCCGGAGAUUCCCCUGCACUAUCAGCGCAUGGCCGUCGUCGGAGCAGAGAAAGCCGAGGCUGGUGUGCCGGAGUUCAUGAAGAGCGACAAAUCCCCAGAGUAUUCCAUGGUGCCGGAGCUGACUACAGCUGGGAUCUUUGGCGCUGAGAAUCUGCCCGAGUACAACAUGAAUGCCAAAUGCCUGAAGGACUUUGAGAAGCUCGAGAAGAGGCGCAUCAAGGAGGAGACGGCACGCCUGCGCAAGCUGCAGGAGAAGGAGAAGGAACAGGAGAAGAAGCUCAAACGAAAGCUCAAGCAGAAUGCCAAGGGACUGGCCGAGUCCGUGGAGGCGCAGUUCGGGAAGCUAAUGAUCAGCUCCGACCAGGGCGAGAUACCCAUUUUCCUGAACAAGUGCGUAGAGUUUAUCGAGAAGGAGGGACUCGACUCGGAGGGCAUUUACCGGGUUCCGGGCAGCCGGGCGCAUGUCGAUAUGCUAUUCCAGCGAUUCGAAGAGGAUGUUCACACCGUCAUCGAUGUGCUGGACAUACCCGUCAAUGCCGUUGCUACAGCUCUGAAGGACUUUUUCUCCAAGCGCCUGCCGCCUUUGUUUAGUAAGGACAUCAUCAAGGAGCUGGAAGAGAUUGCUGGCUCUCGUGGAGUUGGCUCCUCCAAGUUGAACGUGGAGGUGAAAACGGAUCGCAGCUGCCGCUUGAUAGCUUUAAAAUCGCUGCUGCAGAAGCUGCCCCCCAUCAAUUUUUCCAUACUCAAAUACAUAUUCCAGCACUUUGUGCACGUCUCCGACAACUCCAAGCUGAACAGCAUGGACAGCAAGAACUUGGCUAUCUGUUGGUGGCCCACCUUGAUACCCAUCGACUUCACCGACAUGGGCCACUUCGAGCAGCUGCGUCCCUAUCUCGAGGACAUUGUCCAGACGAUGAUCGACCAGUUCCCCUAUCUAUUUUGCGGAAAGGAUGCGUUUGUAAUGGUCUAGACAUUCGACCAACAACAACAACAAAACAACAACAACAGAUCCUAGAUAGACUCAAUGUUCGCAUGCAGUGUGUGUGUGUGUGUGAGGUGUGUGCCAUGUAUGCGUAUGUGUGGUAUGUGUGUGUGAAGCAUGGAUGAAAAUGAAAGAGAUAGAGCCAUUGAAAUUGAAAGGAAGAAUGAAAAAUAAAAGGCAGCCCAUCGAUCGAUCGAUUCAUUUUGUGGAGUAGGUGGAGUCUGAGAGCAG